Colletotrichum lupini is the source of this 4824-nucleotide messenger RNA. RefSeq lists its product as uncharacterized. The record is from RefSeq and is a predicted model, not a curated record. NCBI's taxonomy places the organism in Eukaryota, Fungi, Ascomycota, Sordariomycetes, Glomerellales, Glomerellaceae. The transcript has 38 exons. Bases 1 to 4824 code for a protein of 1607 amino acids.
AUGGGAGAAGGAAGGUCCGAAGGAACGGAGCACUUGCAAUUACAGAUGGGAAAGAACGACGUUCCUCUUGCUUCCCAUCUUAACAGUGGAGAUGAUGCUGCGGGUGGAGCCGAGGCAGCAACUUCAUUUCAUCAGCGCCCCAUCCUCCCAACCUACCUUACCUUUGUUGAUUGCCAUGCCCUGAUGGCCAUCGAGUCAGCAGGGACCGACGUCGUUUGCCUGUGCCGCGUUGCGUUAUCCAGACCACGCACCAAGCUACUCCCAGCCGCCGCGGUUGACGGGCUCACUGGCCUUAGUCCCGUGCACAUCGAGCCCCGCCAGCUCCAGCGUUCAAGCACUUUCAAGCAGCCAGGGGCUGGCUUCAUGCCAUCGCCCCUACAGCAUGGCGCCGCUCCUCCACCUCCGAGCCAGGCGGACGUCACCAGAAGGAGCCAUGCCAUCAAAGGGAUCCUCCUGUCCAUCGAUUCACCCUCGCUUUACAGUUACAUUGCCUCUUCACCACAUGCUCAGUAUCUAGACACUGCAGCUGAUGAUUGCCAAACCACCGCCAACAUAAUACGGCUUAUCGUAAGCGCGCCCGCCUAUCAAACACACCCUCCUACUCCCUGCAAGUCCAUCGAAUGGCUACACAGUACGGUAGACUGGCCGUGGGUUCAAUUUGCAUUUCACGGCCUGUCUGUCUCACCUCCACUACCAGCUAGUCUCCGUGAAAGAUCUGUCAGCCCUCGAGCUAUGAAGCACCUGUCUCGGCCGCAGAUAACAUACACUUGUAACCUCGAAGAUCGGUACGCGCAGGAGCACUGGGCUGCUAGCAUUCCAGCAUUCACGUUAUCGACAUCGACUACACGCACUCAUUGUGCCAUGCGGAUGACUUUUUGGCAUUUCGCGAGGUUGUCUAGAGGAAAGCACGAGUCUCAUGUUGCCGCAACACACACUCCCAUACUUUCCUUCCCACACGCUCAACUAGGUAUUCACGAAUCUGCCACACAGCGCCACAGGCGUCGCCCUUGGCGGCAGAACGGCGGGACAAACAGUCCAUAUUCUGGGCUAACUUCGCACUAUGUCAGCAAAGAGUUCGCACCCAAAUCUACGGAUACGCGAGAAUUGCUAGGCACACCCCGGUCGCCUUCGCUCGACAAUCCUUUCCAGACCAUCAUUGCCUAUACUGGCACGGCUGGCUCUGCGAGCCGCUCUAUCCCCGCCGGCCGGUUCGGUGACUUCGACAUGGCCAAAAGCCCCGACGUCCAAUACCAAAACAUGACGAUGCCAGCCAGUUUGAACGGCAAGGGCUGUUCCAGAUGCCUCAAAAUGCCCCGGUCAUUGGCAAAAACUGCCAACGGCAAAUCGGCCAUCUCAGCGGUCGUCAAUUACGGACACUUCGGCCUGGACGGCGGGAAACACGGAGGCCCGAGGCCAGUCCCUGAUCCCUGGCUGACCCUUCUUGUUGGCGACAACUGGCAAAUCCUUUUCUUUACAUGGUCAAAUAUGCGACCGAUUACAAUAUUUAAUUGGCUGCCGCCCUGCGGUCCAGACACCUGCACAGUUAAGAUCGGAUAUGGAGUAUGGGGCACUUCGGGUUGCGAGACUGAACACUCCCCCGCUCAACACCGCGAUAUUGACCAAUUGAAGCAGCAAUCCUGCGACUCCGGCUCAAGCAAGAUUGGCGCACAUUCAUUCGGAAACGAUACGGAUAUGGGCGCAACUAAGGACUGCAAUCCACACACGCCGCCAGUCUUCCGCCGCUUGAUCGCAUGGCCCAGGCGAAGAGGCCGACUCUUGCAUGAUUUCAGAGAGCCAAGACUGGGAAGAGUAUCCGUAUGUUCGCAGAAACAGCUUCUCGAAACACCGACCAGCGACGAUUAUUACAGAAGUCUACAAAUCUCAAGCCCGGUUGGGGUAGCAUGUCGAGAUGCUGCUCUGAGGACAGACGGAUGCUUCAUUACCGAAAGAACCUUUGAAACGACGGUGUACGCAAUAUGGAGUCAGUGGUCAGACUGCAGAACCCAGUUCCGUGUCGUGAUCCCAGCUAAGAUAGCGUCCAUCAAACAGUCAGGUUUGUUUCCACCGAUCGACCGGCCGAGCACCACACCAACAGUCUGCGCUAGCCGAAUGACAAGCCACAUAGGCGACCGCACCGCCGCGGGCAGCGUUACGCUGUACUUACCUUCUUCAAUAUUUGGCGCCAGUAAUGAGAGCUUUGAAGUCCUGAACACCGUCUCUAUGGACCAUUGUCCUGAAAGCCGCCUACAGGAGAUGUGGCUUAGGCCACCUCUUUCCAUUCUGUGGGGAGACGAAGCAUACGGGCACCCCCUUGGAUUACAGUCAUACACGCAGUCAAUGGGAAGAUUGCAUGAUUGGCCUGCGCUCUUUGACCUUACUCUUACCACCAUCGUGCGUUUCCCUAGGAUAGGAGUGUGCAUUCCAGAAGGGGAACAUCAUCAUUUUCCGCUACUCCGAGAGGAAGUUUCUCACCAAGUAAUCCUGCUUGACAAUAACGAGGCUGAGAUCGGAAUGGCCUUUAGCCACCCAGAGCGAACCAUUUUUCAACAGCAACAUGAGUGUGUGGAGUGGUUUAACACGGCCUGUUCACGAUCUCGGUCCCAUGUCGCAGCCGGCAAGGGAACGAUGUGUUGGGCCGAGCAAGGAAUGCUGAGCACCUUUCACACUCACGGAGGCUACAGCCGAUGCCCGAAUUUCCGGACGAGCCAUGCUGAGUGUGUCUACGAACCAGGCUCUAGUAAGAAGGAAGACUGCCGCACCGGGCUUACUCCUCCGUCGCAGACCGGCACCGGCGCCAUUGGAUUUGGGUGGGACAAGCCUGGACACAUGCAGUACCAAGCAAAACCCCUCGAAACCCUGUCGGUAGGCCUCGCGGAGUCGCUGAGGAUCAGACUCGAACUAUGCAUUCUCUUUGGGGAAACAUCUCAACAUGCAACGCAACAGACAUGCCACAGGGGCGUUUGGGGAGGGCGCAUCCUCAUUAUUCGCCGCCCACCGACGCGCAUGCAAUCCGAUUGCGAGGAGCCAGUCUUGGUUGGCCCUUCACCAGUCAUGAUGCUUGUCGCUAUUUUCACGUACUUCCCGAUGACAGGACGACGCCCAACACCACCUCAGUGGUGGCAGAGUCUUUCACAUGUCUGGGGGCCGGUACCUCAAAUCUUUGCUGUAUCCGCAAAUGCAACCACUUUGGCCCGCUCCAUCCAUUCGGUUGUCUGGCAGCCUGGCAGGGGAAACGCGGGCAAGACAACCCCCUUCGCGUGUCGCUCACGGGGUAUACUGCUGGACGGAGCAGCAUUGCCCCUGCGCGCAGCGUCGCCCAGCUAUUCGGCCGGCACGAUCGGCGUGGCCCAUGACGCUGCUGUAUUACAGAUGUUUUGUCAUUUGAAGUGUCUCGUUGCUGCCACAGCCGAAGACUUUGUCGAAACGGGCCUCGUGACGCCAGACAACGAUCCAGUCAAGCAGCCCACAGAGUCCAAGCUGACAAUACUACAAAGGCUGUGUGUAACAUUUUGGAACCUCGAGAACAGCCGACUCUUUGUCUACACUGUUUCCCCUAAGAAAUUGCAGUCCAUCUCGCUUGCAAUGGUUGCUCACGAAAUGCAUCCGCGCGACAGCAAGGCGUGGGCCAGACGGAGCCACGGAAGCAUCCAAGUUCCUUUGCUCAAGGAUCGGCCGUGGACUAUUUGCAUGCUCUACCCUAGCACUGGUUCAACCAUGGGUAUUCCAGCAGGCUGGCAAGCAAUCAAUGCUCAAUGGUCUCGGCUUUGGCGAUACGCUACAAUCAUCCAUCGCUUCCUCUUGGUUCCUGCAAGUUCUUCAUUAACCAACACCAUUACUGGGUAUACAUCCAAUGUGGCUUUGGUGUUGACCCUUGAAGGUCUUUCGAGGAAGAUGAAAGAUGUUGGGGGCGCUGCUCACCAUAUUGGCAGACUUCGCGGCAAAACAUGGCAAGAACACUCUAUCAAUUUUGGCCAUCCUCAGGGCUCGGCAUCUCUGCUGCGUUCUAUUUUGGGCUUGAUCUCAUUUGGGAUCACUUUAUUGUCGCUUUAUUUCUUUGAUCGCUUUGCACGACAAGGGGCUGGCCGGACAGAGGGCCAAAGACAGCAAUGGUGUCCUGGCAACCCUGGUCCGGCUACAACCACGAAUGAAGGAAGCGGCAUUGCACAAGACAACCUAGACAAGAACAGACGCAGCAGCAAUAUCGAUUCGGCCGUCCAGGGGACGAUCCUCUCCCGCGCAUCUGAGAAUGAGACCCAGUCGGUGCCGCCGUCCACACGACCUUGGAAGUUGGAUCACCACUCCUUUCUCAGCAGUGGGUGUUGUCUCAAUGCCUGGGAAGAGCAUAUGAUUAAUGUCGACGCAGGACUAGAGGGCGUUCUGGAAGCCGUGGACGUACCUACGCGACAUAAGACAGGACCCUGCAAACGGACUUUUGACGGCGUACGCACGGCAAUACGUGUGCCAUCCGGACGGAGCGAGGCAAGGGACAAGAUGCCUCCCCGCACUACCACGGCCACGAUACCAAGACUCCACAAACAGGCGAAAAGACGGUGCGCUGCCGUCAGCGGCCGUGUUUCUGUUGCGGGACGCAAGGUGACACAAGGGAUCGUGCCUCACGUCGGUCUUGUGUUGCUUUCUUUGCCCUGGGCUGGAAACCUCUUUUGUGCGUCGAGCCACGACAGUGUGGGCACGGAUAUGGAACUUCUACUGCGGUGCAGCACCAAUGCCUGGGUUAAUUCAACAUGCUGGGUCGUCUGGGAUUUGCCGACCUCUGAAGAUCUGAGCUGUUGGGCACGCCGCACGAAUCAGAGCGACGGAGACUAG